AUGGGUUAUGUGAAAACCUAUCUCCUGCCAGAUAAAACAAAGGCUAGCAAACGGAAGACGAAAGUGAAGAAGAAUUCGACAAGUCCUUUCUAUAAUGAAGCUUUAAUCUACGAAAUUCCCAGAUCAGAUUUAGUUUAUCGUACACUCCAGCUCUCCGUUUGGCAUUUUCGACGUGCAAAGGCCAAUCUCUUUCUUGGUGAGGUCCUUUUUCCACUUGCAGAACAUCAAUUCAGUCCCACUCCUAUUUGGAAGGCUCUUCAAAACAGAUUAUUAAUCAACAUUUGUCAAAUCCGUCAAAAGGGGGAGGCUGACUUAGCAUUUCAAUUCGAUUAUGAAGAAGCAUUAAAUUGA
Rodentolepis nana is the source of this 351-nucleotide messenger RNA. NCBI's taxonomy places the organism in Eukaryota, Metazoa, Platyhelminthes, Cestoda, Cyclophyllidea, Hymenolepididae. The record is from the annotation of a GenBank genome assembly.